Molecule: messenger RNA, 426 nt
Organism: Arctia plantaginis
Lineage: Eukaryota; Metazoa; Arthropoda; Insecta; Lepidoptera; Erebidae
Source: the annotation of a GenBank genome assembly
AUGUUGAUUAUUUCUUACCGGAAUUCGUUUUACAGACUACGAAUAAGAACGAGGUCUAGAAAUUGUACUGGACAAAAUUUGAUUGAACGUUCCUCAAUAUUAUCAGCUAAUGAUUUAGACACGCUGUGUGUUUUUGAAAGAUUGAAUCUUGAAGACUUAAAUAGAGUUGUAUGGCCAGUUUGCUGGGAGAAUGGGGGGAAUGGAAAUGGUGGGGACAGCGUUAAUGGGAAUGGUGAUGAUGCUAAAGGUCAAGCAAAUGAUGAAGAUGAACGUAAAGAGCAGGAAGAGAGAGAAAGACGAGCGCGUACGACUGCAUCUCAUCAUGGGUUUAAUAGGUCUUAUCAUAGGUAUCCAGAACGUGCUGGCUGCCGCAGGCAUAUCAGUUCUCAUGUCGUUGUAUGGAGUUGUUUGGUAAUAGUCUUCUAA